Molecule: messenger RNA, 787 nt
Organism: Magallana angulata
Lineage: Eukaryota; Metazoa; Mollusca; Bivalvia; Ostreida; Ostreidae
Product: perlucin-like protein
Exons: 4
Coding region: 72-458 (128 amino acids)
Source: RefSeq, a predicted model, not a curated record
CUCUGUCAAGGUAUGCGUAUGCAUAGACUUGAUUCACCGAUUAACUGUAUAAGUGACGCACAUUUUCAACGAUGGUCAUGUCAAGUGUCUACGUUUUUGGCCUGAUUGCUAUUUUUGUGAAAUAUACAGAAUCUGCCGGAGGAUGCCCUUUUGGUUGGGACCACCAUGGGGACUCUUGCUACUUGUUUUCGAAUGACACUCAGUCUUGGAACAGUUCAUCGGACAUCUGCGCUUCAUUUGGUGCAAGUUUGAUAGCCAUAGAGUCCCAGACUGAAGAGAAAUUCAUACAAAAUAGACUACAUAUUGAUUUUGCAAGCUUUAUGUUUUGGCUUGGUGGUACCGACCAAUUUACAUCUGAUCAGAAUUGGUACUGGGUUCAAACAGAACAACAAAUAAACAACGGAUAUACGGACUGGUACCAAACAGAACCAGAUCAUCCGGGUACUUACAAACCUUGAAACGCACUAAUACACCAAAAAAGGGUGCGACUUCCGUGCGAGAAUCGUUUCGUGUAAACCGUUCACCGUUCAUGUGAACCGUGAAGCGUUUCCUGUAAAGCGUUUAAUGUUUCCUGUAAAGCGUUUUGUGUUUCGUGCAAAGCGUGUAAAGCGUUUUGUGUUUCAUGCCAAGCGUGUAAGGCGUUUUGAGUAAAGCAUGCGAGAGUCGUGCGACACGUUUCAACAGAUUUCAUUAGGAACUGUUCUCAUUUAUCAAGUGAUACAAAAAACGCCUGAUUUAAAAACUUUCCGGAGUAGUUUGUUAGUAACAAAACACUUGCAUACGUAUG